This is a messenger RNA of Kwoniella botswanensis, 765 nucleotides long. RefSeq lists its product as uncharacterized. The record is from RefSeq and is a predicted model, not a curated record. The transcript is spliced from 8 exons. Lineage: Eukaryota; Fungi; Basidiomycota; Tremellomycetes; Tremellales; Cryptococcaceae. Bases 1 to 765 code for a protein of 254 amino acids.
AUGGUUCACAUCGCUCAGAUCAAUUGGACUCAGAAAAGGGUCCAUCCCUUCCACCUGUUCCUCCCAUUCUAUACGAUGACGAUCAGGACUUACUUUACAAUGAUUAACCUGCCUGGAGCACUGCUAGGAUUGGUAUUCCUCCCCGCUGUUCCUGGACAUGUUCAAGAGAAGCCCACCUUCUGGCUUCACAGGGGGAUCUCGAUCUUGCCAGGGCUCGGAUGGCAUUCGUGGGUCGAGCACCGCAGACAUACUCCUCUCAUCGCAUUGUACAACUCCGUGGUCCUGGUCACUGUAAUCGCUCUAGCAGUCUUGCCUCUAUGCCAGAAUCUAGGAGGUCACUUCGCGCUAUAUUAUCUGAGUGGGGCAGGAGCUAAUAUUGCCGGUCUCUACUUUGCCUGGAUUAACGAGGUCAGUGAAAGCGAUGCAUCUUCUGAAACUCCUCUGCUACUUUGCCAAUCACGGAUCUGCGGGACCGAUGAUGAGAAACGUGCCCUGAUCCUGGCAAUGAGUAGUGAUGCGAGCUUCGUAUUAAAAUCUAUCGUGCCGAAUUUCAUACGGAAGCAUGUCGACUACCACAAAGCCACCAAAGGUCUAUGGUUCACCGCUGGUCUAUCGAUCUUCUUAAUGUUCAUAAUCGCAAGCGUCCGCUAUCUUUACGACAGGGAUAAGGUCUUGGCGAAUCUGGACACGAACGUGAACAAAGAUCAAGAGUUCGAAAGUCCAGGCGUAAUUGAGAAUUACGAUGAUCUUGACGUGAAAAGAUGA